GCAGCUCCCUGGUUGCUAGACGACUCAAAUCUGUACAACGCGGAUAUGAAAACAGCUUAUUCAUCAUCUAAACAUAAUAACAUUUUAAUUACUUAAAGAAAAUACAAUUAAAUGUCUUUUACUGCUUCAGCGAAGAGAAAGUAAUUGUGUUUUUUCGGCAAAACCUGGCUUCGCAUCGCUCGUGCCUCUUGUUUCUCCAUGUUUUCGCAACUGUUAGCAAAAUAAGUGCUUUAUGACGUAACUUGGGCAAAAAUGACAACUAUACAAACGGAGAUAAGUAUGUUUUUUAAAGUUUUCGCAGCGUUUGCGUGCCAGAAUGUGUAGUGCAACUGCAAAGAUUUCUGUGGAGGCCAGCGAUGUUCUAUCAGACGAAGAAUAUGAAGAGCUGCCCGAGGAAAGCUUUGCUUUCUCUGCUGAUAUUUCGGAGAAGAUAAACAGAAUGACUGUAGCUGAAGUGGAUGCAGGGACGGCACAUAAUAGAACAAGAAUGAAGAGGUCUUCUGGCAAACCUCCAUCUCCAAGGUCUCCGUACCUCUCCAGUUUGAACAUGAACCCCAGAAGAGCAGUGGUAGCAGCCUGGAGACUGCCAAGAGCCUCCUCGGGGGACACCAGAGGGGAUGUUCCUGGGGAGUCUGCUUCCACUAACUUCACAUCACUCAGCAACGGCCACGAUCUGUCUCAAACCAUGAGACCAGAGUUUGACGUUAACCCCGAAUUCUUUAAAAGGGCCUUCACCUUGAAGAGUCACAGGCAGUCCACAUCCAACGGCUUCACAUUCAGGGAGGGUGAUGCAAGAGAUAAAGAGGACAUGUAUGAUGAGAUCAUUCAUCUGAAGAAGUGUCUGCAGGCUCAGAAGUGCGACAACCACCAGAUGAAGGUCAAACUGCGGCGCUUGGAGGAAGAGAACGCUAAACGAGAGAAACAAAUCGAAGAGCUGCUGGAUCCCAUGAAAGGAUCUGAAUAUACUCGUAGUUUGGUUGACAAGAAGAAAGAGGGGAGUGUGGUUCUUAAUGGACUGAAACAGAGAAUUCUGAAGCUGGAGCAGCAGUGCAGAGAGAAAGAAAGUGCCCUCAGUAAACUUCAAAGUGACCUGAGGACCACCAACCUGGAGGAGUUGAAGAUCACAGUAGAAACCUACUUUCAAGAGAUCCAGAGGCUGAGAAUGCUUCUAGAAUCUGCAGAAAAAAGUAGUCGAGCAGAGAGUAAAUGCUCGCAGAGGCAGCAGAAAGCUCUAAGCUCCACAGUCCUGCAUCUAACUGAGAACCUGAAACAGCUUCAACAGGAGAACGGAGCGCUCCGAGAGGAACUCAACACCGACAGUCCUGCUGGAGGAAUCAAAGGUUACAGGGAGUGGAGCAAACAGAGGCUGCUGAGGAGGCUGUUGGAGGUGGAGAAGAGGCUGGAGGACAGCAGAAGACACGCCCACUCAGCAAAGCCCAGCCGCCGAGUGGAUCAAGAGGUUCAGGCCAUACUUACUGAGUGGCUGGAUGGUACAAAGCGGUUUUCCAUAGCAACAGAGGCAGUGGUCUCCGUGGGAACCAAUACUGAGGAAGAGGAGGAGAUUUCUGCUCUGAGACAUCACCUCAGCCAAUUAGAGGAGGAGAGGGUGGAGCUUCAGGAGAUGCUGUUGAGUAAAGACAAUGAAGUGAGACAGCUGAGGACAGAGAGGGACGAGCUGCAGAAAGAGACAGAGCUGUGGAAGGCUGAAAACACAAACCAACGGGGCAAAGAGAGACAAGAGUUUAAACAGCAGCUGGACGAGCUGCUGGUGCGGAUCCAAACUCUGGAGGACGUCAGAAGAAGUGCCGCUCAACCUGAGCUCUCCUCGGCUCCUGACACAACACCACAGACUCACGGGGAGACUCCAACCCGAGCGCGUCCGGAAGAGGAAGAGAGGGGCAAAGGAGGUGAAGAGGUGAAGGAGGAACCAGAGGAAGGAGGGCGACCAGCUGCAGAGAAGAGGAGUGGCGAUGGACUGCAGAAAGAAAGAGGGAAAGCAGCGAGGAUCAUCCAGAGAAACUGGAGGGAACACAGAGUGAAGGACACUGUGAUGUUGCAGUCAGCACUGAGAGCUCACCUGUGCAGAGCUGCACAGCUGAAGGCCCCGCAGAAAGAAACGGAGAGCCAGGCUAUUUUUGAAGGCAGAUCUUUAUUUGAGGGUAGAGAGGUGGAUCUGGUUGCCUUGACGAUGAUCCAGUCUGCUUUCAGGGGACACUUGGCUCGCUGCGGCCAUACAGCAGAGAGCUCAGGGAGCUCUGCACCGUCUGCAUCACAAAACAGCUUUUUCACACCGGUGCCAAACAGAGUCCGAGCCACGAACGCAUCCAGUGACACAGCCCACACAGAGCUCAUUCAUACAGCAGAGUCUGGAGGAGGCGCUGCGUCCGAUUCUGAUGAUUCCGAUGACAUCAUCGUGUCCCCGUCGUGCCCGCUGAGGAGCAGAGAAGAGAGAAUGUUGUAGGCUCAUGCUGAUCCCCAUGUGCACAUUUGCAGACUGUGUUUCUGCACCGACGGACUAUCAA
Molecule: messenger RNA, 2522 nt
Organism: Thalassophryne amazonica
Lineage: Eukaryota; Metazoa; Chordata; Actinopteri; Batrachoidiformes; Batrachoididae
Gene: iqce
Product: IQ motif containing E
Exons: 20
Coding region: 317-2461 (714 amino acids)
Molecular function (GO): protein binding
Source: RefSeq, a predicted model, not a curated record